UAGAUAAGUAACUUUGAGGUUAUGUUAAAUUUUUGUUAUUUAUAUUUCAAAUAUUAAUUUGCGCAUUUAAAACACGAUGAAGUGAUUUUUGGAUUUAACAAAACGAAAUGUUUCGCCUUAUAUUUAUUUUGGUGUUAUUGAAUUUCGUUUUGGUGAAUUGUAAAAAUUGUGAUGAACAUUGUUUUUCCGAUUCAUCUAAACCAUGCGAAAAAGUUAACGAACCAAAAUGUUUUAUUUCAACAAUUUGCCAAAAUGCUGUUGUUUGUUGUCGAUUAAACGACAAUUUAGAUGAAUAUUUAGUUUCGGAUAAUAUAACAUUUAGUACAAAAAACAUCAAUUAUUUACAUAUCCUUAAUUCUAAUUUUAACAACUUUACGUUAAGUAUGAGUAAAUGGUUGAAAAAUUUAAAAUCAUUAGCUGUUACAAAUGGUCGGCUGAAACAAUUUAAUCCAAUUUUGAAGAAAAUGUCGCCUUUGGAAUGUUUAAAUUUAUCUUCAAACAGUUUAACAACUGUUGGUAGUUUAAAAUAUGCAGGAAAGUUAAGAACGUUAGAUUUGUCGAAUAAUAGUCUACCGGACAUUCCUGAUGAAAUACCACAAACUUCACCAAAUAUUAAAAUUGAUAUAUCAGAUAACCAAUUAUCCUGUGAUAAUUUAUCAAAAGGAUUAAAAUCAUCAAAAUAUAAAAAUUUAGAUUUUGAAAAUCCAAAUAACACAUGGUGUAUAUUAACGAAAAAUAAACAAAUUUGGAUUGACUAUCCAGGACGAUUGUCAUUAUCAGCAUUAGAAAAAUUAAGUGAAAAUCAGACAAAUUGUGCUAUUCCUAAUUGUAAAUGUGGAAUACAUCGUGUGGAUACAUCAAACUCAAAAUUAUGGACUACUGUUGAUUGUUCAAACGCUAAGUUACAAGAAUUACCAAAACUUUUACCUGAAAAUUGUUUCUCUUUAAAUGUAUCUUAUAACAAUAUAUCUUCAUUAAAAGGUAUACAUAAUCCAUCCUACGAUAGUUUAUCAGAACUUGACGCUCAACACAACCUUAUAACAUCAAUUGAUGAUUUAGAAGGAUCCAAAUUUAUCGAUAACUUUAGGCGAUUAGAUUUACGAAAUAAUUCUAUAACAUCAAUAUCAACCCAUCCUUUUAGAUUUGAUCGAGCUUCGCAAAAAGAAUUAAGCUUAGGUUACAAUUACAUUGAAUGCGAUUGUAACGUGGCUAAAACUUUAAAGGAAUGGUUACGUAUCAAUGAUAAAGAUAUCAAGGAUAAAGAAGAAGUUUUUUGUAAGGGUAAACUUGGGAAAGUGAUUGAUUUAGAUCCGAGCGAAUUAUGUAGAAAAGAUCCAAGUUUAACCGAUUACAUUUAUUAUAUAAUAGCAGCAGAAGUUUUACUUUUAACUUUAUUGAUUGCCAAAGUUUCUUAUGAUUAUUGGGUUUUCAAAGGAACCGGAUAUUUGCCUUGGCCAGCGAGUAAAAUGCCAAAAUUACCAUGCGAUUGGCUCUGUGAAUAACAUUAAUUAAAUUAUAUCAUGUGUUUUUAUUUAUUUAAAAAUGGUUGUGCUUAAAUUGUUUAAGAAGAUAUAAAAAUGGAAUUUUUUUUAAAUGCGUUGUAAAAUGUGCCUUAAUGUAAUGUAAAUUACGUAAUAAAAAAUAAGUUAUAUUUA
Molecule: messenger RNA, 1655 nt
Organism: Onthophagus taurus
Lineage: Eukaryota; Metazoa; Arthropoda; Insecta; Coleoptera; Scarabaeidae
Gene: hfw
Product: leucine-rich repeat domain-containing protein hfw
Molecular function (GO): protein binding
Source: RefSeq, a predicted model, not a curated record